GGGGAGGCAUGGAGGCGGAUCUGAGCGCCGCGGCGGAGGCGCUGGCGCUGCAGGUGGACCUGCUGCAGCUGCCGCCGGAGAUCCCGGCGCCCGGGGCGCCGGCGCUGGGCGUGGUGCUCGACCGGCUGUUCGCGCACUGGCUCACGCUGCCGGACACCGUGGCGCUGGUCGGGUGCCUGGUGCAGAAGGCCAAGGCCAGCAGGGGCGCUGCCGGGAUCGUCGGCCCCGGGUCCGUGAUGCUGCCGUCGAUGAUGAUGCAGGGGGGCGCCGCCGUGCCGCCGCUGUCGCCGAGGUCGCCGCGGCUCUCGCGGAGGCCCAGCGGCGUUGGGGCCGGCCAGUCCAACCGCUCCGCGUCGCCGCUCCGGCCGGCCACCGCCCGCGCCGUCAAGGAAGUCAUACCCCAGUUUUAUUUUCAAGAUGGCCGCCCGCCCACAUACGAGCUGAAGAAGCAAUGCAUAGCGAUUGUUGAUCAGCUCUUCGCUGGACACUCGAAUGGUCUCCGGAUUCAAGAAUUCCGGCUGGUCACUAGGGAACUGUGCAAAUUGCCAUCGUUCUUUACCACUGUUCUUUUCGGAAAGAUCGAUAAGGAAAACACAGGAUUUGUCACAAGGGACGCCUUCAUCGAUUCCUGGUUGAAUAGCAAUAUGGUGACUAUGGACGUUGCAACCCAAGCAUUUAUAAUCUUAAAGCAAAAGGAUCAAGAUUAUAUCACAAAGGAGGAUUUCAAACCAGUUCUUCGAGACCUUUUGGAUAACCAUCCUGGCCUGGAGUUCUUAAAGAGCACACCUGAAUUUCAAGAAAGAUAUGCUGAGACUGUCGUAUAUAGGAUAUUUUAUUCCUUGAGUCGAAUUGGAGGGGGCCAUCUUACGCUUAGGGAGCUAAAGCGUGGAAAUCUUAUUGAUGCGCUGCGACAUGCUGACGACGAAGAGGAUAUUAAUAAAGUUUUAAGGUAUUUCUCAUAUGAGCAUUUUUAUGUGAUAUACUGCAAGUUCUGGGAGCUGGACACAGACCAUGAUUUCUUUAUUGAUAAAGAAAAUCUUAUUAAGUAUGGAAACCAUGCGCUGACAUAUAGGAUUGUAGAUAGAAUUUUCUCAGAGGUUCCUAGGAAAUUUACAAGCAAGGUUGAAGGGAAGAUGGGAUAUGAAGAUUUUGUUCAUUUCAUAUUAUCUGAAGAGGAUAAAUCAUCAGAACCAAGCCAGGAAUUUUGGUUCAGAUGUAUAGAUUUGGAUGGCAAUGGCAUUCUCACACAUAAUGAACUACAGUUCUUUUUCGAGGAGCAACUUCAUCGCAUGGAAUGCAUGGCCCAGGAACCUGUACUGUUUGAGGACAUCUUGUGUCAACUAAUUGAUAUGAUUGGACCCGAGAAUGAGACUUUUUUUACAUUAAAAGACUUCCGAAGGUGUAAACUGUCUGGGCAUUUCUUCAACAUUCUCUUCAACCUGAAUAAGUUUAUGGCCUUUGAAUCUAGAGAUCCCUUCCUCAUCCGCCAAAUGCGUGAAGAGCCAUCAUUGACAGAUUGGGAUCGUUUUGCUCGGAGAGAAUAUAUAAGAUUGGCAAUGGAAGAAGAUGGUGAAGAUGCUUCCAACGCAAGCGGAGAUGUUUGGGAUGAGUCACUUGAAUCUCCUUUCUAAAUUGAAGUCACUGAGGAAUCUGUCAAGAUACACAGGAGCAUUCACAUACAAACAACCUUAAUAAUCUCAAAAUGAAUCGAGCUGAUGGUGACAUACUGAACAGCUAUUUGAUAUCUCUACAGAAUUCACAGUUGAGGCAGCUGUACUCAUGUUGAUACAUAUAAAGUUUCAAUUCAUUUGCCGUGGAGUGCCAAUCCAAAUCUAGAGAUAGAUACUUCCAUCUAGUUGCCAGUUUUGGUUCUUGACACUGAGUUUGAACGGCAAUUACAUUCAUGGCAUGGAUCUGGCCUAGUAUUUCUGUUACACUUUUGCUCGAUUUAUCAUGGCAACCAGAAGCGCAAAUCUACUUGUGAUAUUCUGAUGUCCUCAUCCACAGCCAAGUGACAAAUAAGAAAGUGCAUGGUUCUGAUUGAAGGAUGAAAUCACCGUAUGUUCAACUGUACAUCGGUGGAACCACAACUUUACUUUUUUUUUUCUCAUAGUGUUGAUUAGAUGUCUGUUUUCUUUUGCUUUUCAAUAAAGUUAUCGAGAAUAUCAUUUACCUGUGAAUUUUGUAUCUAUAAUAGCUUGUAGUCGCAAUGAACAAUGAGUUAUUAUACAGAGUUUAUUGUUGUUUUUCUAAUAAAUAUGUGAUGACUACUGAUGCUGAGAAAUGUAAUGCAUAUAUGUUACCAAGCUAGCAAAUUUCAACACUCCU
Oryza brachyantha (malo sina) is the source of this 2328-nucleotide messenger RNA. RefSeq names its product serine/threonine protein phosphatase 2A regulatory subunit B''beta-like. Gene Ontology annotation, cellular component: protein phosphatase type 2A complex. Gene Ontology annotation, molecular function: protein phosphatase regulator activity; calcium ion binding. The coding region runs from base 9 to 1631 and encodes 540 amino acids. The transcript is spliced from 11 exons. Gene Ontology annotation, biological process: protein dephosphorylation. Lineage: Eukaryota; Viridiplantae; Streptophyta; Magnoliopsida; Poales; Poaceae. The record is from RefSeq and is a predicted model, not a curated record.